AUGAACUCUUCAAGCACCACCCGUACAGAUGCUGGAAAAGAUCUUGAAUCCGGUACAAGGAAACCAGUAUCCCUACAAGCUAUUCAAAUGGCACCAACCGGUGUUCGUACCUCCCAAUCGACAGAAAAGAUUCCUGCAGAGUGCAAGGUCAUGGUAAUCAUGGAGGCUCCACAUAAAAUCCUAGAAGUAAGGAAUACAGAACUUUCAGUGCAAGGUCCCUCUACGGCACAAACCCCACUACUACCAGAGCCGUCUCCUAGCAUCACCAUUCGGAGACCAGUUUCGCCAACGGACGAGUUCUUAAUGAGGCAGCGAACUAGCCUACCGCCGGGCAUGGUGACCUUGAUGGGUAGUAUGGGUACGCUGCUGAAGGACCAUUUCGAGCCCGAAUGUUUUCAUGAGGAACACUACGGUCCUUUCUACAACAAAUUCCACGAACUGUAUAUUAAGAAACAUCAACCACUAAAGAUGAGAAUGGAAGAUGUGGUGGAAAUCACCCUGAUGACCCGCCUGCCCAACGGAUCGAUCAGGAGUUACAGGAGCGGUGAAAUUCCGGUUUCAAUGAGUCUUACCAUUUUUUGGAACAGGGAUUGCAAAGUGAGGGGUGCCAAAGUCACGCUAUCCGAACGGUUUACGAAAUGGCAGACUAUUUAA
Molecule: messenger RNA, 654 nt
Organism: Morchella sextelata
Lineage: Eukaryota; Fungi; Ascomycota; Pezizomycetes; Pezizales; Morchellaceae
Exons: 3
Coding region: 1-654 (217 amino acids)
Source: RefSeq, a predicted model, not a curated record